Molecule: messenger RNA, 1995 nt
Organism: Strigops habroptila (Kakapo)
Lineage: Eukaryota; Metazoa; Chordata; Aves; Psittaciformes; Psittacidae
Gene: NHERF1
Product: SLC9A3 regulator 1
Exons: 6
Coding region: 48-1058 (336 amino acids)
Biological process (GO): protein localization to plasma membrane
Cellular component (GO): apical plasma membrane
Molecular function (GO): signaling receptor binding; protein-membrane adaptor activity
Source: RefSeq, a predicted model, not a curated record
GCAGAGCGCUCGGCGGGACGGGAGGUGGCGGCGGCGCCGGUCCCGCCAUGAGCAGCAGCGCGGUCCCCGCGGCGCGGCUCUGCCGCCUGGAGCGGGGGCCGGACGGUUACGGCUUCCACCUGCACGGCGAGAAGGGCAAGCCGGGCCAGUUCAUCCGGCUGGUGGAGCCGGGCUCCCCGGCCGAGCGCUCGGGGCUGCGGGCCGGGGACCGGCUGCUGGAGGUGGAUGGCGAGAACGUGGAACGGGAGAGCCAUCAGCAGGUGGUGGACCGCAUCCGCGCCGCCGCCGGUGCCGUCAGUCUCCUCGUCGUGGACUCGGCGGCCGACGAGCAGCUGCAUAAGCGGGGUGGGGCGGCCGCCGAGCCCCCUGUGAGCGGCGAGGAGGCGCCCCCGGAGCCGGCGGAGCCCGCGGCGCGGGAGCCCAGCGGAGAGCAGCGGGAGGAGCUGCGGCCUCGGCUAUGCCACAUGAAGAAGGGCCCCAAUGGCUACGGCUUCAACCUGCACAGCGACAAGAACCGCCCGGGGCAGUACGUCCGUGCCGUGGACCCCAACUCGCCGGCUGAGGCGGCAGGGCUGGCCCCCCAGGACCGCAUCAUCGAGGUGAAUGGAGUGUGCGUGGAGGGCAAGCAGCACGCUGACGUGGUGGCAGCCAUCAAGGCGAGCGGUGACGAGACCAGGCUGCUGGUGGUUGAUGUCCUCACAGAUGAGUUCUUCAAGAAGUGCAAGGUGGUGCCCUCGGAGGAGCACCUCACAGGUCCCUUGCCAGAGCCAGUUGUCAAUGGCGAUGUAGGGAAGGAAAACGGCACGAAGCCACGGUCCAGCUCCGUGUCUGAGAGCCCGUCCAGCCCCGGGCCACUGGCCACAUCCCCCAACUCCAGCGACACCCACAGCAAGUCUGACACACAGGAGGGUGACAAGGACCAUUCAGCAUCCGGCUCCCUCCUGGACCUUGACAUCCCGCUGGCAGUGGCCAAGGAGCGGGCCCACCAGAAGCGCACCAGCAAGCGGGCUCCCCAGAUGGACUGGAGCAAGAAAAAUGAACUGUUCAGCAACCUGUGAAGGCCCCAGGGUGGGGGUGAGGGUCCUAUGGCCCCCCCCAGCCUCGCACCCACCUCUCCUGCACCUCCUCUCCCUGCCAUGGGGCUCCUGGUGGGGGUACAGGGCUGCUCCCCACUACCCUGGCUGGAGCGAUGGGGCUCAGUGGCCAGUGAGCAUCUCUGCAGCAGGGUCCUGAUGGAGGUUAUGGGGCAGAGGGUGCUGGGGGUGCCCCCUCCUGUGGGCCCAUCCCCGGGGUGCUCCUCCAGGCCUGCUCACCCUGGUAGGCACAAGUGGGGAUCUAGGGGGGGGGCGAUCAAGGAUUUGGGGUGACCUGAUACCCAACACUUCCUGCUGUUCCCUGGUUCUUCCCCCACCCCAAACCAACCCCAUUUCCACUUGAGCCCCCCACAUCGCCCUCUAACUGUGCAAAACCUGAGGCUUUUAGUGACUUUUAGCAUCCCCGACCUGCCCGGCCACUGACCACAGCGGUUCCCCUCUGGGAGGAGCCCCGUUUGACCCCUGCCUUGGUGAGCUCCGUCCAUGGUGUCUCUUUGUCCCUCUGGCUGCAGGGAGGGACACGGGUGCCCAGCAUGGUGGGGAGCCCCCAGCACCCUGCCCCUGGGGCUAUUUUGGGAGAGGAGAGGGUGUCCAGAACCAGCACAGCAAGCAAUAAUCACCUCCUUUGCUCCCGCUCACUCCUGGAGGCAGAGCUGAUCAGGGUUUGAAUCCAACACUGUGUAAUUUAAAGGCUUCUCAAUAGACUCUCUUUUUUUUUCCUCUCCAAAAUAAGAGUUUUCCAAUCACACUGUUUUUUGGGGGUUUGUUGGGGGUUUUUUUUUUUAAUGUAUUUUGUGGAAAUUCUUCCUGUGGAUGUUUUGUUUCCAUGUGUUGCGAUCGGGUGUUGUACUGUCAAGCUAAAGAGAAAUCCUGUUUACUGGAAUAAACCUUCCUGACUUCA